UCUGCUUGGGUAUGGAAAAUCAAAACUGAAAAGUGGCAGAUCUGUACAAGAACUUGGAAGAGAAUCAUAGAAUAGGACCAACUCUCCUUUGGAAAGGAACUCCGCAGCAUGGUGACUUCCAGUGCCCUCUGGCCUCUUCUCCUUUGGCUGAGCAGCUGUUGGCUGGCUACACAAGCGACUGAGCCCGAUUGCACCCAUGUUGCUGACUUUGACAAUUGUCCAGGCAAUCCGCUUGACUUCUGCCCCAGAGGGGUAGCCUGUGGCUGCAAGGAUCAAAAGCCUGUCUGCAAGUGCCCCGCUUACCGAAGCGGUUGGCAAAAUUAUUGGUACCUCGGUUCCAAAUGUGACCAGCUUUGGAGUACUUUGGACUUGAUUGUAGUCGCUGCUCUUCCUGCGGUAGCCCUGUCUCUGACUGUUGCGGUUGCAAUGCAGUGGUCCAACUACUGUAAAAGGAAACGGGGGAAAGUGAUAAAAAGACGCAGUAUUCCUGAAAGAGAACGAAGACAUCAUGGACAACACAACAAAGGAUAUGCUCCUAACUCAGCUGAUAAGGCAAGAAAUGUGUCACAGCCACCGGGAAGAAAGGAUGAUGGGAUCAGUCAGAAUUAUAGAUUCCCGAAGCUCGCCGUCCAAAGCCAAGCUUUUGGACAAGAAGAGUCACCACGCUUUGGAGGUUUCAGCUAUACACAUCAGCCACUGAGAAGAGCUGCUCCAUUGGGAAGUGAGAUUCCUGACGCGGAUUAUGAGGACGAAAACCCAUUUACAGCCAUGGCUAUGCAACAGUUUCCCACGUCACCUUCCUCAUUGUUUCCUCAGCCUGACUAUUAUGAGCAUAACAGUCGACCAAACAACUACUGGAAUGGACCAAGAAGCCCUUACAAGGCUGUGCGUCCGCAGACUAUCUAUACCUAGAAGCUUUGGAUAAAUGCGGCAAAGGCACAGCACUGGAGCAUUUACCAUUCUCCCACAUAGUAUUUCGACCAAUGCUCUUCUCAGACUUUCUUCCUAAAGACUUGAUUGCACACUUAGCCUUUAAAGAUUAGAAAACCAUAGUCAGCCUUGUCUUCUUUAAUAAAA
This is a messenger RNA of Sceloporus undulatus (fence lizard), 1077 nucleotides long. RefSeq lists its product as uncharacterized. The coding region runs from base 109 to 912 and encodes 267 amino acids. The transcript has 7 exons. Lineage: Eukaryota; Metazoa; Chordata; Lepidosauria; Squamata; Phrynosomatidae. The record is from RefSeq and is a predicted model, not a curated record.